Cadophora gregata is the source of this 2052-nucleotide messenger RNA. RefSeq names its product Nucleoporin-62 C-terminal-like protein (gene NUP62CL). Gene Ontology annotation, cellular component: nuclear pore; nuclear pore central transport channel. NCBI's taxonomy places the organism in Eukaryota, Fungi, Ascomycota, Leotiomycetes, Helotiales, Ploettnerulaceae. Gene Ontology annotation, molecular function: phospholipid binding; structural constituent of nuclear pore. The coding region runs from base 1 to 2052 and encodes 683 amino acids. The record is from RefSeq and is a predicted model, not a curated record. Gene Ontology annotation, biological process: protein import into nucleus; RNA export from nucleus. The transcript is spliced from 2 exons.
AUGGCGAAUAACGGCAAAUCUUCCUUCAGCUUUGGCAGUGCGGCAGGGACAAGCACUGGUCAAAGUCCCUUCGCAGGCUUUGGAUCGACUACACCUAGCACGUCCUCUCCUUUUGGCGCAGCCCAAACCACUACAGCAAAGCCAGCAGGGUCUACAGGCUCAAGUCUCUUUGGAAACUUGGCAUCAGGACCAACUUCGUUUGGCGGUGGAUCUACAGCGGGUGGUCAGGCUCCAAGUUUUGGCGGCGCCAAACCAGCUUCCAACCCAGCUUCAGGAGCGUCAACACCAAAUCUUUUCGGAGGAAGUACAGGAGCUACUCCAGGUGGGAUGUUUGGCAGCCAAGCAGCAUCAUCGAGCACCACUACUCCUGGUCUAUUCGGCACAGCAAAUGCGACGACACCCAGCUUUGGAGGGGCAGGCGGAUUCAAGUUCGGCCAGGCAAAGGAAAACAGUGAAGCUUCAACCCCGGCGAAUAACGAGAACAAAGCACCUACUGCUGGCGGACUUUUUGGUGGUAAUGUCACCAAGCCCGCUGGGUCAAGUCUAUUCAAUGCUGCUUCGGCAGGAACAACGACCCCAGCCAAACCCGCCUUCAGCUUUGCCAACUCUACUACUCCUGCUGGUCCUCCUCCUACGGACAAUCCCCAAUCCAAAUCAUUAUUUGGGUCUGUCGGUCAACCCUCUUUUGGAACAUCGAAGCCCGCCGAAGCCUCUUCAACUCCAGCGACUACCAGCUCCCUCUUCUCAAACCCUGCGACCACAUCCAGCGGUGGUGGAAUGUUCUCUGGCGGAAAGCCUCCUGCCACCUCUGGAACAGGGUCGGCCCAAACCCCUGUGACCAGCUCAGCUCCGAAGCCCACCUUCAGCUUCCAGAGCAGCACUCCAGCAACCACCACUACCAGUGCUCAACCUUCAUCCACAGCGCCAGCUGCGACAAGCAGCCUGUUCAAUAAGACCCCAGCUACUGGAACAUCUGCCCCAUCUCCAUUUGGUGGUUUCAAGCCAAGCACAACAGCUGCGGCUUCUGCAUCUCCUAUGUUCAGUGCUGCUCCAGCCAGUACUUCCGCAGCGCCCUCCACAACCCCCAGUCUGUUCGGUGGGUUGAAAGCAAGUCCCCAGCCAGCAUCGGCCGCAGCCGCCUCUUCUGCAACCUCGACAUCAAAUACUACUGCCGCUUCGACAACCCCAAGUCUCUUUCCCACUUCAACUUCGACUGCGGCUCCAACCACUUCAGCACCAGCUUCCAGUGGACCGGGAUCAGGUGCAGGCUCAGGUACUGGCCUGGGGUCUGGUCUAGGAGCCGGCCUCGGAGGAGGAUCAGCAACUGGCGCAGCCAGCUCCCAAAUAGGUCCUACGCAAGGAUUUGGAUCAUCAACUACUGGACCUACACCUCAAUUGACCCGUCUGAAGAACAAGACUAUGGACGAGAUCAUCACUCGAUGGGCAUCUGACUUGUCGAGCUAUCAUAAGCAGUUCCAAGAUCAAGCAGAAAAGGUAGCAGCCUGGGAUAGAUUGAUGGUUGAGAAUGGGGAGAAAAUCCAGAAGCUGUAUUUAAGCACAUAUGAUGCUGAAAAACAGAGCGCGGAAAUUGAACGUCAGUUGUCGAACGUGGAGAGUCAACAAGACGAAUUGGCUUCUUGGCUCGACCGUUACGAGACAGAGGUUGAUGAUAUGUUUCAACGCCAAGUUGGACAAGGGGAGACUCUGCAAGGUCCAGAUCAAGAGAGAGAACGAACAUUCAAGCUUGCCGAGAAGCUGACCGAUAGACUUGACGAUAUGGGCAAGAAUCUUUCAAGUAUGAUUGAUGCCAUCAAUGAUGCAUCGACCACUUUGAGCAAGACUAGUAAAGCCGAUGAUCCUUUGUCACAUAUUGUCCGGGUUUUGAAUAGCCACUUAACACAAUUGCAAUGGAUUGAUGAGAAUGCAUCAGCUUUGCAAAACAAGAUUGCCGAGUCCCAGAAGGGCGUCCAAAGCAUUGGUCCAAAUGGAUAUGGCGGACCGGAAAGUGAAGCUGCGGAAUCAUUCUACCGAUCUGUCAUGGGUAGAAAGUAG